This is a messenger RNA of Perca fluviatilis (European perch), 2356 nucleotides long. RefSeq names its product serine/threonine/tyrosine kinase 1b (gene styk1b). The record is from RefSeq and is a predicted model, not a curated record. Gene Ontology annotation, biological process: protein phosphorylation; multicellular organism development; cell surface receptor protein tyrosine kinase signaling pathway. The transcript is spliced from 9 exons. Gene Ontology annotation, cellular component: signaling receptor complex. Bases 829 to 2268 code for a protein of 479 amino acids. Gene Ontology annotation, molecular function: transmembrane receptor protein tyrosine kinase activity; ATP binding. Lineage: Eukaryota; Metazoa; Chordata; Actinopteri; Perciformes; Percidae.
UCCAUGUCUUUUUUUUAUUACACUGUCAUGUAAUAUUUUGCUAAGGUUGCUCUUAGGUGGAGUGAGCUCAUGUUUAUGCAUGCUGUUAAUGAAAUAAUAGCUCUAACUGUUUAUCUACUGUCUUUCUGUGACCAUUGUGACAUAUGCUAUCAGUUUUGAGUGUGCAAGCAAGUUCUUUGUUUGCCCUUUAUAUUUUCCCUUUGAGUGUGUACAAGCAUUUAUGGGUAAAAAAAAAUGCAGAUGAACAGGUUUAGAGAUCUUGGAUCUGACGUAAAAGGAUGAUCAUGUGGUUGAAGAUUUUCCCUGUGUGGCUGCAUUUCUGUUCCUAUACACUGCAUUUAAAGCAGCUCUGAAUUCAGAUAUACAGCAUAAAGAUUCCUCAGUUAGAAAUGAUAACAUUUUAUUUCUGUAAACAGCUUUGGUGAAGCUCAUAUUGUAUUACUUAAGAUUGACAAACGAUCGAGGUCUGUGCUGUAGACCAAAAGGAUCAAAGUUUUGUGUUACAUAAGAAGAUGGAUUAAACAAAAAGCAAUUUGGUGAGGUGUCAGAGUCUUUAUUCUGAUUGCCAGUCGUCUUUGGCAGGGAAAAAAAACAUUUGGCAUACAUCAGAGACUGUGAUACAACAUCUGAAGUUCCUGGUCUCAGUUACACGUUCACUCAGACCCCUUCUCAUGCUAGAUACCUGGCAAGAGUCAUGUUAUUAUUCACACAUUCAGCCCCAGAGACAAAAUGGCUUUCAGGACUACCACUGUCACUUUAUGUGUUGUUUUUGUAAAAAGGAAAUGUCCUUAAGCUAUUACAUAACAACUGUCUAGAAACCUACUGAAUAUGAAGUUUGCCUGUGAACGAUGUAUUAGGAAUAUAAUAAAAAAAAAAAGGUCUUUUAUCACAUCUCUUUUUACAUUUGACAGGAUGUCUUCAUUAUCAGGCGCAGACGUCCAAUGCAACAAUGGAGAUACUAUCUGUGAGAUCCGUGUAUACGAGCAGGAGGUGAUCAUUGUGCCCAUCUUGCUGCUGGCCAGCUUCCUGGUCACUCUGGUCUUCAUUAUCCUGCUGCGCUAUUGUCCAGAGAAAGUCAAUCGCAUCCGUCCACAGGCCAAAAAGUCGGCCUCCAGGAGAGUGCUGCAUGGCAUCAAUGCUCCACCAGGUAUCAAUGUCCUGGAGCAUGAAAGUAUCGCUCUGGACAUGCCCGAUUCGUACUCCACCUUCCACCCCCCGAACACUAACCCCUCCAAAAAACCCUCCAUAUUUGUGGAAACACCCUCUCCCCCGCUCAGCCCCCCACCACAGCCUUUUAAGCCCAGUUUCACUCCUAUCGUCCAGCCCAGAGAGUUGCCCCGUCAGAGGCUGCCCGAGUCCUUCAACCUGGUCACCCCUCUGCCUGUUCCCUUCUCCCUGCACUCCGACUCCUCUGUGUCCCUCUACAGGGCCCGAAUGGAUAACAGGAACGUGGUACUGCGAGUCCUAAAGGACUCUGCUGAUGCCACAGAAAGACACAACUUCCUGGGCUUUGCGUCCUUCCUGUCCCAGCUGGGACCACAUCCCUUCCUGCCAGAACUUCUUGGUGUGGUCUCACUUCGAGCUCCUCUGAUUACAGUUGUGGAAGAGCUGGAGAACAGAGACCUGCUCAGCUUCCUGUGGCGAUGCAGACAGGAACAUGUGAAUCCUCCUUGUGAGAUGACUGAGAGACGAAUAUUUACCUUGGCCAAACAGGUGGCCUCAGCUCUGGAGUUCCUUCACAGCAAAGAUCUUCUCCACGAAAACAUUCGUGCCCGCAGCGUACUGGUCACCAAGGACUUCACUGCCAAGCUUUGGGGCCUGCAUGGGGUCCACACAAGGAAGAACCAGGGAGCCACUCAGAGAGAUGAUUCCAGCAUGAAGAAAUGGCAGGCACCAGAGCUGUUAGCCAAGAAACCUGCUAGUCAGAGCAGCGACAUCUGGUCAUUUGGCAUCUUACUGUAUGAAAUGGCAACAUUGGGUGACGCUCCAUAUGCAGACAUCUCAGUAAAUGAGCUUCUGCAGUUUCAUCAACGAGGGAAAAGUCUAAAAAAACCUUCCAACUGUUCCAACACGCUAUACUCCAUCAUUAAGGGUUGUUGCCAGUGGAAGGAUCAAGAUCGACCCACUCUGGCUGAAGUGAGCCACAAGAUCCACUCAGGAGAGAAAAGUGCCUCUGACAAAGUCCUCAAGGUGUCUGGGACAGUUAACAUUGAGCAGUACCUGAAGGAAGCAGGAUACGGGGAAAAGAACAGCUACACUGUUUUCUGAUCACUGCCUGUGCCAGCAAAAUAAAUUGCAAUUUUCUCCCCAAUGGUGCACUUCUCCGAACAAUAAAAGUGUUCCAGACUUUUGCUUA